AUGGCAAAGGCAAGCAAGAUGCUCGCAGUCGUGGCGGGUGUGGCGGCCUACUGCGGUUGGCAGGGUGCAUUCGUGCCCCCUGCUGGCCGACACGUGCCGAUCGCCACGGCGGCCGGCGCCGCGGCCAUGCUGGGCACAGCGCCGGCUUACGCGGACAAGAUCGAUGAUGCGGCCAAGGUUCUAUCAGAGAAGUCUUACCCAUUCUUGAAGGAGAUCGACUGGACUGAUGGCGUCUAUGGCGUUCUGCCCACUGCCAAGCCCUUGGAUGUGCUGAAGGCGAUCGACAAGAUGUUGGUUAUGGGCGCCGCGAUGGACCCGGCAGCUCUGAAGGCUGGCGUGUUGGCCCACAGCGAGGCCAUCGGGCGCGUUGACAGCAAGGGGGUGACCACCCUUGAGGACUACACGGCCACCAACGCCGCCAUUGGCCACAUGAUUGCGUCCGUGCCGGCCUCCAAGACCAUGGACGUGUACAACGCCUUCAACAAGUUCAGCUUGGGCAAGGAUGUGGGCCCUUACAUGAUGUCCAAGGUGAACGCUGAGGACGCCAAGGCGGCCUAUAAGGCAUUCCUGGAGUUCAAGGACGUGGUGAAGGCUUCUCAGCGCUGA
Messenger RNA from Effrenium voratum, 606 nucleotides. NCBI's taxonomy places the organism in Eukaryota, Dinophyceae, Suessiales, Symbiodiniaceae. The record is from the annotation of a GenBank genome assembly.